AUGAACGUCAACUCCUCUGAAGUUAGCGAUGGUGCUGCAGGGAAUGGUCCUGAAGAUGGUGUCUCGAUAUCCCUCCAGGAGAAACUGCAACCGGCCAUCUCAUUGCUCUUCCCACGGACCGAUAAGGACAAGACAUUGAGCGACAGGAAGCAUUUGCUACGUUACUUUGAGGAGAAUGAUGUUCAAGACUUGAGUGAUUUGGCCAAAUUUGAUCUUCUGUUCUUGAUGGAAAACUUGGCGACGCAUCGACUGAACCAUCCGUCUGUCUGGUCGCCACUGGCUCAAAUUUGCGAGUACAUUGCCACCUUUGGAACCGACCGCUUUCUCGAGUUGAUUAAUGUCAACACUCGUACCGAACAGCAUGUUUCCAAAAAGCAACGAUUGCUGCAAGGCAAACCAAACGUUUCGGUCGUCCGAGCCGACAUGGAAGCACAACUCAAAGAGUUCCACAGGCGUUGCAAACAGAUACAGAAACCAUGUCACGCUCGCAUCCUGCAAAUGACACCCGCUCAGCUGCAAGAAUUGUCCAUGGUACAAGCACGCAAUUGCCUGCGAACUUUGUUUCGUGACGCCAAUCCCUGGGUUAUGAUGAUGUACCAACCACCAGAAGACGAGCCAAAUUUCCCACACCAAAUUGUUCUGACACUUCUCCAACGCUUUCCUCUCUUGGCAUCAAUCUCGUACCACGUUGAGGAUGAUGGUUAUUUGCAUGCGGGCAUGUAUCCAUUCCAUUUCUUUGCCUGGUGUGGUUGCUAUGACAAGGCAGUUGUGGAACAGAUUUUGCAGUACUAUCCUCGAGUUUUGUACAAAAACAAGGAGGGAAUCAUUGAUUUCUUAGAAGCGACCUAUUCGCUCCAACAUGGUCGCAUUCCACUCCGAUGCUUCCAAAGUCUACUCUCCGUUCAUCCCCAACCCGCGCACGGCAGAAAUGACUAUGACGAAAACAUGUUGCUAUUGGAACGAUUGAUCAACUUGGAGUAUGGGGCGGAUGUCCUCGACUAUGUCUACACGUUUUUGUCGGAGGAUGUCGAUCGGUUAACCUUGACCAAUGCCUUGCAGUUAAAUUGGAGUCUCGGCAUACAUCAGGCACAAGUCGCCAACAAGGUGAUUCCACGCGUAAGGCAACUCGAAUUGGAUCCCUACGAAUGGACCCCGGAAGGAGCCGCCACCAUUCAACAACACUUGGCUACCCAAGACCACGCCAAGUUGGAAUCGUUGACGAUGUCCGUCUUUUUAAGUGAUGAAGAAAACGACAAUGACACUACCUUUGCCACACUCUUGCACAAAAAGACCAACACGCCCGCUACCAAACACUUGAAUCUGAAAGGCCGCCUCCAUUUCAGACGACCUAACCCCAAUGAGCAUGUUAGAGACUUCAUCAUUCAAGAUCGUGGAUUGCGACAGAUUGCCAGCGUGAUAUCGUCGACUGCGUCGGAUUGGAAAUUGGACACGUUGACGCUAGAACGGUGUAGUGUGACAUUGGAGUUUGUCCACACGCUAUUUGCAGAUUCGCAAGAUCAUAUUGGGAGCUUGGAUGUCCAGCUCGAUGGCCAGAAAUUCGCCUGUCCGUGGGAACCUAUUGACGAAACGGCAACGCAAGAACUCCGUUUGGGACGACUCAACC
This is a messenger RNA of Seminavis robusta, 1624 nucleotides long. The record is from the annotation of a GenBank genome assembly. Lineage: Eukaryota; Bacillariophyta; Bacillariophyceae; Naviculales; Naviculaceae.